UGGCCGCAGAGCAUCAUUUGCAUUACACCUUCUGCCAUCGCUGUGGAGCCGACGGAACAUCACCCAAGCUGCCAUCGGGUUCGAUGCUGGGCAGCUCAUAAUCACCAUCUACCGCAUCACGAUCUUCUCUGAUCACACCGCAGCCAUUCGAAUCGCUGCACGCCGUACUCGUGUCGCAGAGUGGCGUGCGAGGGUGAGAAGUGCAUAGAGGAGCCAGGUCAAAGAGACCCUUCUCUAUGCCCCACCACCGCAGUAAUGUCCUCAUAUGCGAAAAGCGAUGGGGCGCGAGCUCCGAUCGGAGAGGGCCAUGCACCUUCCUCGUCGCACCGAACAUCCACACCGGCGCUCAAUGGCUCGGGCGUGCAACGUUCUCGCUCGCAGCGGAUGACCUCCUCUGGGACGAGUGCGAGUCGUCCAGCGAUGGUCCGUCCUGGAUCUUCCCACCAGCACCAAUCUGCGCACAGAGCAAGCACUGGGGACGGCGCCUUCAGCACUUUGAAACCGCACAAAUCUUUAGGAGAUGGAGCAGCGCCAGUCGAGUCCGGCAGGUUCCCUUCAGUCGUCGUUCCACAGCUUAGCGAUCGCUUCGAAGCAGAGCGAGAGCAUCUUACUAGAGCAUCGGAGAUGCCCUUUGGUCCGGAAACUUCCGACGUCGGCUUGAAGCCCCCGAGCAUUUCAAGCUCCUCAUCCAAGCCAUCUAGAACGGCCAGCAUCUUCAGGCUUGGUCGCGGGCUACGUAACAAGUCGAAGCCCAGCACAUCCGCAGGAGACUCUUCGGAUGCGCCCAAAGAAGGCUCCGCCUCUCCUUCCGCACGCGCAUCGAGCUCCACCCGGUCUGGCAAUUCUUCGAGAUCGAUCAGUGCAGUCACCAGCGCGGUGGAAAAUACGGGAUCCAGCGAACCUCGUUUGUCCAUUUCGAGUUCGCGACAUAGUGGCAGCUCUCCCAGCGACGGCAGGGCUAGCUCUGAUCUCGAUCACAUGCUGAGGAGUGGUCGAUUUGCGUCUAGCAGCAGCUUGGUCGCCGCGCCAUCAAAGCUCAAGAUGCCUCAGGAUCCGGAAGAGGAUGGAGAAAAUUUUGCGGAGCAGAUCGAGCUUAUCCACCACCCCGGUCAAGCUCUUGUGGCGGGCAGCCAUGCUGUGUACGAUUCAAUCGCUGGCGUCCCCUCGAGGCGCCAUCUGGGCUCUGACGCGGAUCAGGAAUCGGCUUCAGCUCAAGAUGACGUUGCGUCAGCAAAGAAAGGAAGCUAUGUUGAUGGCAGCAUUCUGGCCGAAGGCUUGGGUACCGCCAAGAGGCAGCACCGAGCGGUCCCUUCGAUCGACAGCAACCCAGAAUCCACUUCCCACGGUCGGCGGAGGUCUUUGGCUUUGUUCAGUAUGCCCAAGCAAAGCAGCUCUGUAGCUGGUGAACCAGACGCCUCCUGGGAGGUAUCACAGGAACAAUCUCGGAACCGUCAGUCCGCCAAUCAAUCAGCUAGCAUCGUUGAUGCGGAGAGGACGAUUACUGGACGCGUGCAUGCUCCGAGCAUCGCAGUUGCAUCACCAUCAAGUAACGACUAUCCAGCUACGUCCCCGCGCAUCCUCGGGUCAUUCUCCAGAAGAACGGGGGUCGCGCCUCCGCAAUUGCCACCUCCAGCUAUAGCGCCCCCGGCCCUGCCUUCCGAGCUCGCUAGGACUCCAAAUAAGGCGCGGCAAGUGAGCGCUCCGGCCUCCACGCCUUCUCGAAUGGCAAAUCUAUUCAAGUCCAAGUUGAUGGGUCCGCGCGAUCGGGUGGGUGAUGAGGACGAGGGUCAUGCGGCGGUGGCAAGCCUGCCUGCUAGCUCCGCUCUCGUUGGUCUUGGAACCUUUGUCAUGCCAACACGGGACCACGAGGCUGAGGAGCGGCACGUCGAGGGAAGACGUCUACGGAAAACCCGUUCCCAGGUCAAUCUGCAAGGGUCGAAGGCAUCUCACAACUCUUCGUCUCGCGAAAGAGCCAUCGGCGCAGGCGGCAGAGACGAAGGCCAAUCUGGCUCGAGCAAGGGCAAGUCCACAGAUCGCUCUGCGGACUCUGCCAGACCAAACCAUCGCCGGCCACGCACCAGCGGCGCUGCUGACGCAAGCAGUCGCCUUGCCCCUUCCAUCGCCAUCGAUGGGGCACACGAGACCCUGACUGCUUCGCCCAUGGAUUCCCCCACGCUUUCGUCGAAAGCUUGGGUAGCUGAUGAAAGGUUCAAAGCCGCGAAGGAAGCAUCGCGAGCAAAGUCGGGCUGGGAAAUGACUUCUAGCUCGCGCCUCGAGCUCUUAGAUUCCUCACCAGAGGAGGAGAAACGUCAAUACUUUCCCCCAAUAUCACCACCAGACAGCAAUGCUCCCGGUCGCCGGCGAUCAUUCGUCCAACGCCAAGCUCCUCCUUGGCGACUUGCUAGAGCCAAUAGCAGCACUGCGGGCGUCGACGACUAUCCGAGUGGAGCGGUCAAUGUUUCGCGACGCUCUAGUGUGGCUCGCCCUUCGUCUGCUAAGACUUUAGAUGGUGCUGGUCCUUCAAUAGCUGCUCCAAUCGGCUCGUCAGCUGGCACAUCACGUCUGGAUCACAGCGGAGGAGCGUCUGCGUUAUUUGGUGGCAGUAGCGCCUCGGCUACUCCAAGGCAACGAGCAUCCUCGCUCAUCCCUAGCUUACCUUGGACUCGCUCAAGAACUUCAUCUAGUGUUGCACUAGAGGGUCGCCCUUCGCUCCCUUCAGGCGAUGGACGGGGGCACUCCACACAGCAAGUCCUGAAUUCAGUGGCAUCAGCAAUCGCCGCCAAGGACAGCCUGCAGCAGGAUGCCAUGCGGCGAACCUCUAUUGCACUGGAGCAUCUAAGGUCUGCAGACUCGGAUCCCGCGUCCACCUCACUUCAGUCUAGCACAACGCAUGUUGACAAGUAUGAAAAGCCAAGCAAAGCCUCUCAGGAUUCCGGCGCUCGAGAAUUUGACUCGCCAGAAACGUUCGUCGAGCAUGUCGUCGCGUCCGUGCCUCGCAAUGACGUGGUUGCCGUUUUGGCUUCGAAGACCGAUGAUCUGCACAAACACGCUUUGCAACUGUUCAUGCGGCGUUUUCUGUUCGCAGGUCAUCCCUUGGACAUCGCGCUGCGCAAGCUCUUGAUGAGCUUGUGUCUGCCGAAAGAGACUCAGCAAAUCGAUCGCGUCAUGGAAGCCUUUGCUCAAAGGUACAAUGAGUGCAACGAGAACCUCUUCGCAGCGCAAGGUGAGUCUCAACGCAUCGGAGGUGUGCUUCCUUGUGUGCUCACUCCAAGGCUCGCAUCCAUCAACCUCUCAUAGACCAGCCAUAUAUUUUGGCGUUCUCGCUGAUGAUGCUGCAUACCGACGCCUUCAAUAAGAACGCAAAGAACAAGAUGACCAAAGCUGAUUACGUCCGCAACACCGCGUCCAGUAAGGCUCCUGUCGAGAUCCUUGAGGUAAGUUUGUGCAUCGGCAUGAAGUCGAUGUG
Ceraceosorus guamensis is the source of this 3466-nucleotide messenger RNA. RefSeq lists its product as hypothetical. Gene Ontology annotation, biological process: regulation of ARF protein signal transduction. The transcript has a single exon. Gene Ontology annotation, molecular function: guanyl-nucleotide exchange factor activity. Bases 256 to 3297 code for a protein of 1013 amino acids. NCBI's taxonomy places the organism in Eukaryota, Fungi, Basidiomycota, Exobasidiomycetes, Ceraceosorales, Ceraceosoraceae. The record is from RefSeq and is a predicted model, not a curated record.